This is a messenger RNA of Eleginops maclovinus (Patagonian blennie), 4792 nucleotides long. Its product is annotated as serine/arginine repetitive matrix protein 2-like. The coding region runs from base 179 to 4516 and encodes 1445 amino acids. NCBI's taxonomy places the organism in Eukaryota, Metazoa, Chordata, Actinopteri, Perciformes, Eleginopidae. The record is from RefSeq and is a predicted model, not a curated record. Gene Ontology annotation, biological process: protein polyubiquitination; protein monoubiquitination. Gene Ontology annotation, molecular function: metal ion binding; ubiquitin protein ligase activity. The transcript is spliced from 5 exons.
UGUAGAUCCGGCAGUGUGUCUGAGAUGUCUCCGUUUCUACCGGGAGAUUCUGCGUGAAAAGCACCGGAGAACCGGAGCCUCUGACGGUGAGGAGGAGGAGAGAGACUCGGGGGAGAGGGUGAAAGAUCCGGGAGAAGAGAGAGAGAGAUCCGGGUAGAGGAGUGGUGCUAAUCAGGAGAUGGCGCCCACCAGGAUGAAGCUGCGAGUGCGUCUGCGGGAUAACGCAGCGGCGGCAGGAGGAGGCGGUGAACCGGAGGAGGAAGAGGAGCAGAGCCGAGGCGGUCGCAGCAGCAGGAGGAAAACCACCUCCACCCCCUCCUCACCUCCUCCCGCCGCCACCUCUUCAGCUUCUCUGCCGGCGCCGGAGGAGGCGUCGCCAGACUCGAAGUGCCCGAUCUGCCUGGACCGCUUCAACAACCUGGCCUACCUGGACCGCUGCCUGCACCGCUUCUGCUUCCCCUGCAUCCAGGAGUGGUCCCACAACAAGGCCGAGUGCCCGCUCUGCAAGCAGCCCUUCGCCUCCAUCCUGCACUCGGUGCGCGCCGAGGACGACUUCAAGGAGUACACGCUGCGGCCGCCGCCCGCCAGCAGCAGCGUAGCCGCCACCGUCGCCAUGGUGGCCGCCAUGGCGUCAGCGGCGCGGAACGACCACCAGAUGAGGCUGAUGCUCCGGAGGCAGCGGGUAGCAGAUGGCGGCGAGGCGACGAGGAGGCGGCGCAGGGAGAGGGGAGGGAGAGGAGGGAGAACAGCGGGGGUUUGGGAGUGGUACAUCAACUCCAGACCCGUCCAGACACCGGAGGAGGAGGAGCACAUCCGGGACGGGGCAGAGGUGUCGGACCGCGGUGUUAUCUUCGAGGGAUUGUCGGGACUCGAGGGCACCGUGACGGCGGUCGCCCCUGACGACCGGGCUUCCCGCCGCCUGAUGUCCCGCCUGGUGUCUCGGCGGAGGCUGCAGCGGGAGGGCGGAGUCGUGCGGAGGUUGAGGGAGCGGGAGACGGUGUCGUUCCGCCGCUCGCUCUACCGCAGCGGCAUCAGAGUCCAAGGCGUCGUCGCUGGCACCAUCACCGAGCAGCCGCUGCGUGACAUCACGGCCGGCAGCUUCCGCGGCAGCCCGGCCCAGCUGGACCGGCUCCGGCCCUGGCUGCGGCGCGAGCUCACGGUGCUUUACGGAGUUCACACCUCGCUGGUGGACAUCGUGCAGCGUAUCAUCAUCGCGCGCCUCCAGCGCCACGGCCUGGAGGACACGCCCACCAUAGAAGAAGAGCUGCGGCCCUUCCUGUUGGCGCGCACCGACCACUUCCUGCAUGAGCUGGUCAGCUUCGCCCGCUCGCCGCUCGUUCUGGAGAGCUACGACCUGCAGGCAGUCUACGAGCCGCCGGACGCCGCCAUGCAGCUCAACGACGACAGCAGCGACGGGUCCGUCAUCGCCAUUUCCGAGGAGGAGGAGGAGGAGGGGGAUGAUCGGCACGAAGACAUGCAGACAGGAAGUUGCCUCAGUCUGGCAGCGUGGGACGACGAGACGCCAGGUCCCUCCUACUCCCUCAGCCCGGCCAAUCAGGAGGCGGCAGAAAAGGAUGAGGAAGAGGAGUGUCUGAUCGUCGGGUACAAGAAGCCGAUCGCAGAGCGGACACCGGAGCUGGUGCAGCUCACCUCCGACAGCGAGGAUGAGGAGGAAGACAAAAAGAAAGUGGAGGAGGAAGACAAGAAGAAGAAAGAGGAGGAACUUCUUGCCGCCGCCGCCGCUCCUCUUCUUCAAUCCCCCACAAUCUCUCCCUGCACAGAGGAGGCACCGAAGGAGAAAGAUGGCGGCUUGUGGUCAUGCAGCAGCAAGGACUCUGCGACCCCCACAGAGAGAGACAGGAAGUCGGGCAGCGAAGCGCCGAGGAGAGAGAAGAGGAAAAGGAGGAGGAAGAGGAGCGGCACGUUGUUCAACCCGAACCGCUCUAUGUUUCCCGCCAUGAUGCGCCGUCGCUCCUCCAGCGCCGAGUCCAGCCCGCCAAACUCCGACUGGGCCGCAUCCUCUUCCUCGCCUUCCUCCUCCUCCUCCUCCACUUUCUCACCCGUGGCGCCGUCGCUGUCCCCCAACAACCACGGAGAGAAACCGGGCGGGAAGAGGAAGUACAAGAGCCGGCACCUGGACCGCGACGACAAGGACCCGACUUGGAGGCCAAGGGAGGAGAAGGAGCGCCGGAAGAGGAGCCGGGAGGAAGAGCGCAGGAAGGAGAGCAGGAGGCGAGAGGAUCGGAGUCCCAGCGUGGAGAUCAUAUACGAGGGGACCAUCACCUCCAGCGCAGCCAACGCCCCCGCCAGGAAGCGGCGCAGGAAGCGCCCCGGCAGGACGCCGCACAGCAGCUCUCCGGUCAUCAUCACGCUGGACAGCGACAGCAGCCGCGGCGCCGACAGCAGCUGCAGUAGCAGUCCAAUCAGCAGCCAGCAGACCGUCGACUUCUCAGACCUCCCUCCCCUCCCAUUGGUGCAUUCCUCCGGCGUGGGCGGAGCCUUGAGCGCUGACAUCGGCGAGCUUCCCAUCGACAUCCUGGACCGCGACGGGUCUGACGGGUCGGAGGAACCCAUCGCCAUCAACAGCGACAUUGACGUGGAGAAGGUAGAGGCGGGGGGGUCUGACGAGGAGCCAAUAGGAGUGGCCGAUUCAAAUGAUGUGACGAAUUCACAGCGCAAAAGGAAGUCGCUUUCCGACAGCCGUCUGUUAGCCCGGAUCCUCAACGACCUGCAGGGAAUCAACGCGCCUACAUUCAACCCAUUGACCUUCGAGCCGCAUGAGGCCAGGGGAAAGCUUUUCAGGGACGGCGGUAUCGAACAUCGGGACUUUGACGCGCCGGCAUGUCGUAGCGCUAUCCACCCGCUACCUUAUUAUGAGCGGUUAAAAGACACGGAAGUUCCUCCUCUCCUAAAACAGGCGAGUCCCGUCAGGCCGUACAACAGGAACACGCCGCCGCCGCUAAAGCACAAAGACGCCGGGAGUCCGUGUCUGUCCCCAGUUUCUCCCGUAGACCUCCAUUCAAAUCCCACCAAUGACAUGCCUCAAGAUAAUUGCGCCAUCCCGCCCAUCUCACUGCUGAAAAAACAUUUCACCAGCGCUCCGAGAGGAGAGCUGGCCUCCGCCAGUUCAGCCAUUGACUCCCAUCUUGCUAAAAUCGGCAUCCAUUCCAUGAGUCAGACACUUCCUGUUGACUCCCAUCCUUCUCCUUCUGAAACUGGCUCCACAAGUGCUGCUAGCUUAUCACAUCUGGAUUUCAACUCAAUUCCUUCCACAAAGGAAACAUCAUCUUCACCCAUUGACUUGCAUCCUUUGAAUUCUUCAUCUCCCUUUGAAUUCCACACGGCCAAAACUGGCCGGCCCAAAGAGAAGCAAGCCAACGCUGCCUCUAGGAAUAAGACUUUGAGCACAGAUUUCUGCCAUGAAUCAACCGUUGACCUCCAUCCUUCCAGCAGUUUUCCUCCUGGGGGCCAGGGGGGAGGAGAUGCUUUCUCAGGAGCUUCCUGUGACGACAGAUCAUCUGGUUUUGUUUCAUCCAUCGAUGCGUUCCAGCCAGCUGACUCCCACUCCUCCAGAAAGAGAGAGACCUUCAGAGUCAGAUCUGCGCCAACAACUGAUCCAAUCGACAGGUUGUCACCCAUUGACAUGCAUUCUCAAAGUCCAAAACAUACCGCUGACCUCCACUCUUCCAGUAAGAGCGAUCACUUUUUGGAAAGUCUUUUAACCUCUAGGGCUAGCUCGGAGCAAAGCACUAUUCCGAGAAGCAGCUUUUCCCCCAUUGACUUACGUCCUUCAAGUCCAAAAUGUACCAUUGACCUACAAACAUCAAGUAAGAAAGAGAACUUUUUAGAAAGUCUUUCAACUUCUAGAGAUAGCCCAAUGCAAACAGCUCCUAGCGGCAUGUUAUCACCCAUUGACGUGCAUCCUAUAAAUCCCAAAUCUAAAGCUGACCACCACUCUCCCAGUAAGUGGGAUAAAUUGUCAGAAAGGCUUUCAGGAUCAUUGUUAGCACCGGCUACAAGUGACAGGUUGUCACCCAUUGACUUGCAUCGUAAAAGUCCCAAAACAUCCGGUGACUUCCACUCGUUCAGCACAACUUCACAAGGACUGUCAGACAACAAAGCAUCGUUAUGUGUCAAUCAUGGGGAUGCAUUGCCUCAUGGCCGCCUGACACCCGUUGACUUGCAUUAUACGAGUCCCGUGCCGCCCGUUAACUCUCAUGUUUCUAGCUCUCGCUUGAACCACACAGCCUUAACCACCGCUACCUUCCAAACAUCACGUAAAAAACGCAGUUUUCAGUCCGAGGCUACCGUUGACUCCCACUCAAAGCCUCAAAACCACCACCAAAGGUUCCCCACUGACGCUCUUUCACAAAAUAAUCUCCCCGUUGACUCCCAUCUAAAACACUCUUGGACGGACAAUCAGGUCACAUCGUCCCGCCAUGCCGGAGAGAGCCAGUGGAACUCACCCACUGACGCCCGUUCAGACCCGGCCACGUGGAACACACAGCUGGAAUAAUGAGUUGCUGGACUCUGGUUUUUAAACUGCUUUUAUAAAUGCGUUGAUUCAAAGUUUGAGGCUGGUUCUGAGGGAACUCUUUUUUAAAGGAUAAAUUAGUCAACUAAAUAAAUUGUGUAAAUGUUUAUUAAAGAAUCAUCCGGACCUUUGGGAUGUGACCCGAAUCCUCACCAUUGAUCAUCCCGGGAAUUAUCUAGAGAUCUGAGAGAAUAAACACUGACUUCUAUCAAACAUUUCCCAGUUUGGGAUGAAUAAAGUACUUCUGAGGACUUCUGA